AUGUAUCACUCAUUACAGCAUUGGCCAUAUCACUCAGAAGACGAGAACGUGGAAUAUGUAAAACGAGAGAAACCCCUAACAGUAAUAAAACGUGUUACAUCAGUGUUUGCAAGCCGAAAAGCAUUUCAGACUCAUCCGAGUGCGGUAGUUGGCACGAAUGAUGACGAAUCAGUUGAUUCAGCUUCAUCGUUGGAGGACGAUCGUUUGAAAAAAUUACCAGCAGUAUUGGAAAAAGAAAGAGUGGAAGUUGUAUGCAGUGACGCACCAGAAUUUUCCAACAAAUCGAUGAUCUUCUACGAACAAAUGCAAUACAAUGAUCGUUGGUAUCAGUUAGGAGAUUUCGUCUACGUAUAUAAUCCAUUGAAAAAUCGAAAUGCCAUACUACGGGUCGAUAAACUGUGGAAAACAAUUGAGGGUGAUGGGUUUUUCUCGGGGCCCUAUUUUGCACGUCCUCGCGAAAUCAAACACGAACCGGCACGGAUGUUCUACAAGCAAGAAGUGUUUGCUGUCGAUCAGCCCGAUAUAACUAUUCCACUAGAAAAUGUUCAAGGAUUUUGCGCAGUCAUGCACAUUAAAGAAUACACCAAAGGACGACCAACGGAGAUUGAUGAACGUGAUGUAUAUGUAGUGGAAAGUAAAGUACGAGGUUAUGAAGUUGGUGGAAAACGGUGCAGUUUAACAGGUUGUAAAUCGUCAUACUAUGCAUCAAAAAGUGUUGCAAAUGAUUCUACGGUAGGAUCGACAAAUGAACAGAAGACAUCAUUGAAAACUGAUAUGGAUCACUCACCGUCAACGGCAAAAACAAUAGAAGAUUUCCAUUCGAAUGUUCCAUCUACAUCGAAAGAUGUCGUCGAACAGCCCGGUACUGUCACGAAAUUGGGAACUCUUUCUGCUUCAUUUUCGAAUAUCUCUGUGGAUGAUGACAGCAGCAGUGGGUCAAAUCAAGCUGCAAGCACCGUGCGUAACACGCCUACUUCCGUCGAUCAAGAAGAACCGAUGAAUGAUGCAUAUGCUAAAAAAUUGAAGCAAUCUUUAAAGGUAAUUGCGGCAUUCAUUUGA
Acanthocheilonema viteae is the source of this 1059-nucleotide messenger RNA. The record is from the annotation of a GenBank genome assembly. NCBI's taxonomy places the organism in Eukaryota, Metazoa, Nematoda, Chromadorea, Rhabditida, Onchocercidae.